This is a messenger RNA of Malania oleifera, 1304 nucleotides long. Its product is annotated as gibberellin 2-beta-dioxygenase 8-like. The transcript is spliced from 5 exons. The coding region runs from base 31 to 1044 and encodes 337 amino acids. Lineage: Eukaryota; Viridiplantae; Streptophyta; Magnoliopsida; Santalales; Ximeniaceae. The record is from RefSeq and is a predicted model, not a curated record.
CUUUCUCUUCAACGUUUAGUGCUGCAAAGCAUGGAGGCCGUCGACCCACCACUCCAAACCACCUACAACACCCUCUUGAGGAAGAGCUCCAUCAACAGCCACCCGGUCGUCGUCGUCGCCGGCGCCGCCGUGGACGAACGUGACCUGCCGCUGAUCGAUCUGGCCCGUCUGAGCCAGGGAGAAGCGGAGAGAGAGGAGUGCAAGAGAGAGAUAGCCAGAGCUGCGCGAGAAUGGGGUUUCUUUCAGAUAGUGAACCACGGGAUCUCCGGCGAGAUUCUGGAGAGGAUGAGGACAGAGCAGGAGAAGCUGUUCAAGCAGCCGUUUCAGGUGAAGACGGAGGACAAGGUCCAGAACUUCUCCGCCGGAAGCUACCGGUGGGGCGGGCCGACGGCGACCUGCCUCCAGCAGUUGUCGUGGUUGGAAGCCUUUCAUGUUCCCUUCAGCGAUAUUCAUGCCGAUAUCUCGGCUUCCGGCGGCUCCAGCACUCUCAGCUUGAUAAUAGAACAAUUUGCUGCAGUAGCAUCAAAUCUUGCACGAAGAUUAGCCGAAAUACUAGCAGAGAAAAUGGGUCAAGAUGCAUCUUUCUUUGAAGAGAAUUGUUCUCCCAGUGCUUGCUACAUAAGAAUGAAUAGAUACCCACCGUGUCCCAUGUCUUCUGAAGUGUAUGGGCUAAUGCCCCACACUGAUAGUGACUUCCUCACUGUGCUACACCAGGAUCAAAUUGGGGGAUUGCAACUUAUCAAAGGUGGGAAAUGGAUUGCUGUUAAACCCAAUCCCCAAGCCCUUGUUAUCAACAUUGGUGACUUGUUUCAGGCUUGGAGCAAUGGGGUAUAUAAAAGUGUGGAACACAAAGUGGUUGCCAACAAGAAAGCGGAUAGGUUCUCCACAGCAUAUUUCUUCUGCCCUUCUUAUGACACGGUGAUACAAAGUUGCAUGGAGCCUUCGAUCUACAGAAACUUCAGCUUUAGGGAGUACAGGCAGCAAGUCCAAGAUGAUGUUAAAAAAUAUGGUAACAAAGUUGGGCUUCCCAGGUUCCUCAUUUGACCGCCUAGCCACUUCAACCUAUUCCCAGACCAUCUCGAGGUUGAGUAUAGUGAACCCCAAGUGGGGUGAUAACUAGUUAGUUUAUGUGAGUGUCUGGAAGAACUCUAUUGUACAUAAAUUAUGUCAUAAGUAUCUGAACAUGUAAUAUGAGUGUAUGGACUGAGUUAGUUUUCGGUAUUGUACUAGAGUUUGUAUUAUGAGCAUUGGGAGACUCUGAUGUAUAUUAGUAACAUAGAACUCUGGUAAUGGAUUUUCGAGAA